Oryctolagus cuniculus (rabbit) is the source of this 1037-nucleotide messenger RNA. NCBI's taxonomy places the organism in Eukaryota, Metazoa, Chordata, Mammalia, Lagomorpha, Leporidae. The record is from RefSeq and is a predicted model, not a curated record.
AUGGAAUCAAGGAAUAAUGUGACUUACUUUGUGCUCUUGGGCCUUACACAGAAUGUAGAGAAACAGAAAAUACUUUUUGUUUUGUUCUUGAUCGUCUACAUUCUGACUGUGGUGGGGAACUUGCUCAUUGUCGUGACUGUCUCUGUCAGUAAGACCCUGGGCUCACCAAUGUACUUCUUUCUUGCCUGUUUUUCCUUUAUGGAUGUCUUUUACUCCUCAGCCAUUACUCCUAAAUUGAUUUCAGACUUGUUCUUUGGGAAACACACCAUAAGCUUCCAAUGUUGUAUGAUCCAGCUCUUUAUGGAGCACUUUAUGAGUGGAUCAGGGGUCUUUAUUCUGUUGGCGAUGGCCUAUGACCGCUAUGUGGCCAUCUGUAAGCCCUUGCACUAUUUGGUUAUCAUGAGGCAAUGGGUGUGUGUUGUGCUGCUAGUAGUGUCCUGGGUUGGAGGGUUUCUGCAUUCAGUCAUUCAACUCAGCACUAUUUAUGGGCUCCCAUUCUGUGGUCCCAACAUCAUUGAUCAUUACAUGUGUGACAUGUACCCCUUAUUGAAACUUGUCUGUACUGACACCUAUGUCACUGGUCUCUUAGUGGCAGCCAAUGGAGGCGUGAUCUGUGCUGUUGUGUUCCUGCUCUUACUCAUCUCUUACGGUGUCAUCUGGAACUCUUUAAAGAACCAUAGUCAGGAAGGGAGACGGAAAGCUCUCCAGACCUGUGGUUCUCACAUCACUGUGGUUGUUUUCUUCUUUGUUCCCUGCGUUUUUAUUUAUGCAAGACCUGCAAAGACCCUUCCCAUUGACAAAUCAGUGAGUGUGUUUUAUACAGUCAUAACCCCCAUGCUGAACCCCAUAAUCUAUACUCUGAGAAACACAGAAAUGAUAAAUGCCAUUAAGAAGCUCUGGAAACGUCAUAAAAUGUAGUAAUGAUAAAAUCACUUGAUUUUAGACUCUGUCUCUUUGGGAAUUGGAGAUUUUCUUAAUUCUAAUGCAAUUUAUCUUUUGGCACAGUAUUAGCUUUUAUGACAAUUAUUAUUAAAUAA